This is a messenger RNA of Alternaria alternata, 864 nucleotides long. RefSeq lists its product as hypothetical. The annotation marks the transcript as partial. The transcript has a single exon. Gene Ontology annotation, cellular component: mitochondrion. The record is from RefSeq and is a predicted model, not a curated record. Lineage: Eukaryota; Fungi; Ascomycota; Dothideomycetes; Pleosporales; Pleosporaceae. Gene Ontology annotation, molecular function: nucleic acid binding.
AUGCGACCUUUCCUCCGCCCAUCAUGGCCCAAACGAAGUCCCAUCCUCGCAUGGCUCCCCAGGACUACUCCGCACCGCGUCUCGCACCGAAUCGCGACCACUUCUGCUCGCCAUGCCGCACCCGUUGAUGUCCCCAGCUUGGUAGUUUCGCCUGGCUCGAAACAUCACAACUCGCUUCCUUCUUUCCUCGAAUGGGCGGAACGUACCGGCAGAUCAUUGGCGUCGGCUGUGUCUGUCGGUACGCUGUAUGAAUACAUGUCUGCACUGGCGCUCAUGCGUCUAGGCUUCUCCCUCAUACGCGUAGGCCGUGGGGGAGAUGCGGGCAUAGAUUUGAUAGGCCAUUGGGUGCUGACGCCUCUAAGAGAACCCAUGCCUAUCAUCGUACAGUGCAAGUCACGCAAAAUCAGCUGCAACCCGGGCCACAUUCGCGAACUCGAAGGAUCGUUCCAAGGGAUACCACCAGCCUGGCGAAACAAGGAUGUUAUGGGCUUGUUGGUCACGACAAAGAAGGCGACGACGGGUGUCUUGAGGGCUCUAGGACAGAGUCAGUGGCCUAUGGGAUUUGUACUCGUUUCUCGGGAAGGAUUGAUCGAGCAAUUCGUCUGGAACCGGAUGGCAUCCGAAAAAGGACUAGAAGGAGUGGGUGUCACAUUGAGGCAUACUCCGCGGGCUCUACUGGUCGAGCCUGGGGAGGAAGUAGACGAGGACGAAAAGGUAUCAACGAAGAUCCGGGCCAAGUUCAAGAAUGCAGGGACCAUGAAAGAUAUCCAGCUGACCUGGAUGGGCUCGCCUAUCUUCCCAGACAGAGUCACUCUUGACCAGGAAACCGUCAAACUUAUCCGCCAGAUUACACCCAGUGAAGAG